This is a messenger RNA of Momordica charantia (bitter melon), 761 nucleotides long. RefSeq names its product large ribosomal subunit protein eL21x/eL21w. The record is from RefSeq and is a predicted model, not a curated record. Gene Ontology annotation, biological process: translation. Gene Ontology annotation, molecular function: structural constituent of ribosome. Gene Ontology annotation, cellular component: ribosome. NCBI's taxonomy places the organism in Eukaryota, Viridiplantae, Streptophyta, Magnoliopsida, Cucurbitales, Cucurbitaceae.
UCAGUUGCUAGAGCGAGCGAGAGAGAGACCUUCAUUCCGCAGAGAGAAAGAUGCCGGCCGGCCAUGGACUUAGGUCUCGUACCAGAGAUCUCUUCGCGAGGCCCUUCAGGAAGAAGGGUUACAUUGCUCUCACCACAUACCUCAGGACCUACAAGAUCGGCGACUAUGUCGACAUCAAGGUUAACGGCGCCGUUCACAAAGGUAUGCCUCACAAGUUCUACCAUGGCCGUACCGGUCGUGUAUGGAACGUCACCAAGCGCGCCAUCGGUGUCGAGAUCAACAAGCAGGUGGGUAACAGGAUAAUUAAGAAGAGGAUCCAUGUCCGUGUUGAGCACGUGCAGCCGUCUCGAUGCACCGAGGAUUUCCGAAUGAGGAAGGUGAACAAUGAUGCACUCAAGGCUGAUGCCAAGGCUAGAGGUGAAGUCAUUAGUACCAAGAGGCAACCAGAAGGCCCCAAGCCAGGGUUCAUGGUUGAAGGUGCAACAAUGGAGACUGUCACCCCCAUUCCAUACGAUGUCGUCAAUGAUCUCAAGGGUGGUUAUUAGAAUUUUCUCUUCUCUGAACUUGUCUUGUUUGGUUCUUUUUGGUUUGUCUUUGAACUUAUUGGAUAGUGUUACAAUUUUCUCCUUAAGCUCCUAAAUUUUGUUGCAUACCAAACCUAUCUAUUGAUGAAUUGUUUCUUAGUUUCUGGUUUCGGCCAUAACCUUGAGAAAAACUAGUGUAGUUUCAGCUUAUUGAAAGUAUUUUGUUAGUUUAUGCUU